Messenger RNA from Mytilinidion resinicola, 378 nucleotides. RefSeq lists its product as uncharacterized. The transcript has a single exon. The record is from RefSeq and is a predicted model, not a curated record. The coding region runs from base 78 to 320 and encodes 80 amino acids. Lineage: Eukaryota; Fungi; Ascomycota; Dothideomycetes; Mytilinidiales; Mytilinidiaceae.
UCCAAAUACCUUCAACUCCUCCUCUUACUGUACAAGACUGACACGGGCUUGUUUCAUAAAACGAGAUCGCAACGUGAAUGCCUCUUUUGGCGGCCCUUUUGCAAGUCUUUGGCGUAUCGUUCCACGAGGCUACGUCCAAUGUCAAGAGUGUAGUCCUGCAUCAGUGUUCAUGGUUAGACGGACGUAGUCGUAGCAUUCUAUACAUUCUUAGUGAAGAACCUGGUACGUCGAUUGUCCUUACGAUACUAAACACUGGGCCUCGCGUUUUGGGUCAGAUUUUUCAGUUGCUUUCCGAUCAGCUUUACGUUCUUCCAUCUUAACACCUGACGGGCAAAUCAAGGCAUACUGUUAAGUGAUCGCAACGUUCAACGACGAAUA